UUUAUCAUAAGUACACCACAAUUUUCGUGCUAUAUACAUUUUAAAGAAAAUUGUUGCAAUGAGUGGUCUUCAAGAAACUUUGUGCAGGCUUUGUCGUACAAUUAUAACCGAUAAAAGUUUUGAAGUAAUAGACAACGCUACUAGAGACAUUCUACAUGUGCUUUUGUUAAAAUUGAAACUGGAUGGUGAAAGCAAGGAGGUUAUAUGUAAUGCUUGCAGAAGAAAAUUACAUGCAGCAUUAGAAUUUAAGUCAACAUGUUUAAAUAACGACAAUACAAUUAUUCCAAAUAUGGAUAGCGAACAAAUGUUACAGCUUCAUAUAAGAGAAGUGUACACGAAGGAGAAGGGAAGCGAGUCGAUGGAUAUUUCAGAUAGUCAGAAAAUAUGUCGAUUGUGUAUGCAACCAAAGAGUGAGUUUAAGUGCAUAAGUGAAGAGGAACACGAAGCUAUUCAGAAAUUGAUUCCUGAAAUGGAUAUAAAUAUCAUCAAAGAACCUGUUGUGUGUAAGCCAUGCUUUGAUUCUCUGUGUACCCACAACCUCUUCUUAAGAGAAGUAGAGGAAAAAAUUAAAUGUAGUUUCGAUAGUCCAGCCAUAGAUAUUCGAAUAGAUAAGCCGCCAACUGAUUUAUUCUUUAAGACUGAAGACUUGGACAGUAAAUUCGAUAUUAACGAGAUGGAAAUGUCGAUCAAAACUGAAUGUGUGAACAUAAAAGAUGAAGAUGAGGAAACAAGUGACACGCUCAGCUCCGAUAAUGAAUCGUUCCAGAAGAGUGACUGGAAAGAUGCACAAGGAUGUAAACAUGAAAAUGGAUCAGGGAACGAAUGUAAUUCGACAACCAAGGCAUUUUCAACCAGUCAUCAGUUGAUGCAUGAAUAUGCCUCGCAAGUCAAAAUGUACAUGUGUAAUGACUGCAAUUACAAAACUAAAUACAGGAGUUAUAUCAUAAAGCACCAACUGAAACAUAAAGAUCCCUCACAGGUUAAAAUGUACAAGUGUACCAGCUGCGAUUAUGAAACUAAAUACAAGCAUUCUUUCAAACACCACGAACUGAAGCAUAAAGAUCCUUCACAGGUUCAAGUGUACAGGUGUGACAAGUGCGACUACAAAACUAUAUACAAGAAUUAUGUAAAACAACACCAACUAAGACAUAAAGAAUCUUCACAGGACCAAGUGUACAGGUGUAAUGACUGUAAUUACCAAACUAAAUACAAAGGUGUAAUGACUGCUAUUUUGAAACCAAAUACAAGAGUGCCAUUAAACAGCACCAACUGA
Molecule: messenger RNA, 1273 nt
Organism: Anoplophora glabripennis (Asian longhorned beetle)
Lineage: Eukaryota; Metazoa; Arthropoda; Insecta; Coleoptera; Cerambycidae
Product: zinc finger protein 33B-like
Exons: 5
Coding region: 59-1273 (404 amino acids)
Biological process (GO): regulation of transcription by RNA polymerase II
Cellular component (GO): nucleus
Molecular function (GO): RNA polymerase II transcription regulatory region sequence-specific DNA binding; DNA-binding transcription factor activity, RNA polymerase II-specific; zinc ion binding
Source: RefSeq, a predicted model, not a curated record